Messenger RNA from Papaver somniferum (opium poppy), 1507 nucleotides. RefSeq names its product cytochrome b561 and DOMON domain-containing protein At3g07570-like. The transcript is spliced from 4 exons. Bases 176 to 1282 code for a protein of 368 amino acids. NCBI's taxonomy places the organism in Eukaryota, Viridiplantae, Streptophyta, Magnoliopsida, Ranunculales, Papaveraceae. The record is from RefSeq and is a predicted model, not a curated record.
UUUCAAUGAAUACAAAAACUCAAACAGAACAUGAACAGAUGAAUUUUUAUGUAUUUAUAAAUCUCUUUAAUAACUGCCUAUAAUUUUUGAUUGAGAUCACCCAACCCACUAACUUUGCUUUGUCUCUUGACAAACCACUCCAUCAUCAUCAUCACCUCCACCACCAUCUAAAAAAAUGAAAAUGAAAUCACUUUCUUUCAUUUUCAUUCUUCUCAUUCAAUUGAUCUCUUCAUUUUUCGGUGUAAAUUCUCAAUCAGAUUCUUGUAAUUCCAAUAAUCUGAGUAAUCUUAAAGGUCUUCCAUUCGAUACAACUUCUCUAAGUUGCUUCAAUCUCUGGAACGAUCAUAAUUAUAUCCUUAGAUAUUCAAAAACAGGAUCAGACGUAUGGAAUUUCCUACUUUCGGCCCCGAACUCGAACAAUUACAUCGCAAUCGGGUUUUCACAAAGCGGAAAAAUGAAAGGGGGUAGUGCCGUAGUGGGAUGGAUUGGCCCAAACAGUAUUGGUAUCGCUAAACAAUACUACUUGGUUGAUAAACAACCGAAUGCAGUAUUCUCAGAUCAAGGAAACUUAACUUUUGUCGAUAAAAAAUCACCGGCGAUUACAUCACAAAACUCACGGUUAUAUCUUUCAUUUCAAUUGAAAACUGGACAACCUAUAACGAACGUGAUUUAUUCCAUCGGAGUAGAUGGUUCGCUGCCCAAUCCGAGGUUCCAGUUAUCACAACAUGCGGAUCAAGGAAAUAUACUAGUCAAUUACCAGACAGGUCAAGCUAAAGUUUUAGGUAAGCCAUAUACAAGGCUAAGGAGAGGUCAUGGGUCUUUAAAUAUGAUAGGUUGGGGUAUAUGUUUGUUGAUUGGAGCCAUGGUUGCUAGGUACUUGAGAGAAAAGGAUCCCCUUUGGUUCUACUUACAUGCUUGUAUUCAAGUUGUUGGAUUCAUUCUUGGAGUUUCUGGUAUCAUUACUGGACUUGUACUAGAAGAUGUUUUAUCUGCUUCAGUGGACAGACACAAGACUAUUGGUAUCUUUGUUCUCAUUUUCGGAUGCCUACAGGUGAUUGCAUUUUUGGCUAGACCUAAAGUGGACUCGAAAUUCAGAUUUUACUGGAAUAUUUAUCACUGGACUGUUGGAAGGACAAUGAUUAUCCUUGCAGCCGCAAAUGUGUUUUACGGACUCAAGUUAGCAGACGAACAUAAAGGAUGGACUGCUGGAUAUGCAGUUGCUCUAUCAAUCCUGAUUGUUACUGCAAUUGGGUUGGAAAUAAGAAUGAGGAUGAGAAAGUAGAUUUACUUGUACUUGUUGUGUUAUUUUUCAAUUGGUUUUUUCUUCUUUUCCUCUCCAUACCACCACUUGAUGAGAUUCUUUUUUGUAACUAUUUAUUAGAAUACCCUUUCGAUUUUUGGUUGUUCUUAAUUCGAUACCGUGCAUUUUCUUAUGGAGCUAGAUUCUUGUUGUGUCUGUAUGCGUGGUGAUCAAGAUGUUAAUAACUCUUUCUUUGGGUUUGGGAUA